AUGCCUCAGUCUAUUGUCUUUGACAAUGGACCGCAGUUUGAGACGCCUAAGCUCAGAGAGUGGCUGGCCGACCAGGACAUUGAAGCUCACUUUGCUGCCGUUGCUCAUCCUCAGGCAAAUGGGCAGGUAGAAGACUUCAACAAAAUCCUCUUAAGCAGCAUAAAAAAGAAGCUAGACAAUGCCAAGGGAUUAUGGGUAAAAGAGUUACAAUUGGUUCUUUGGUCAAUCAGAACGACGACCAAGAACUCAACUUGGGAAACUCCAUUUAUGCUCGUAUACGGUUCAGAAGCCGUCCUUCCCAUUGAAAUUGAAGAACCAACUCUGCGAUUCAUGCUUUAUUCAGAGGACGCCAAUUGA
Messenger RNA from Beta vulgaris subsp. vulgaris (sugar beet), 357 nucleotides. RefSeq lists its product as uncharacterized. NCBI's taxonomy places the organism in Eukaryota, Viridiplantae, Streptophyta, Magnoliopsida, Caryophyllales, Amaranthaceae. The coding region runs from base 1 to 357 and encodes 118 amino acids. Gene Ontology annotation, biological process: DNA integration. The record is from RefSeq and is a predicted model, not a curated record. Gene Ontology annotation, molecular function: nucleic acid binding. The transcript has a single exon.